AUGAGGUUUGCAGCCAAUGAUAUAAAUAUACCUCGACAGAUCAACAAUUACCCAACGUCAACUAUUGACAAUAUUAUAUAUUAUCAUGAAGAACAUUUAAAGUAUUAUAAAGAACUGAAAGCUACUUUACAAGAAAAUGGACCGGACACAGCGGAGAAUUUUCACAAAGAGAAUUUUGAGGAUUUGUGUAAGACACUAAAAAAUCUUACAUUUAGAGCAAAGCGUUCUUUCGGUGAGAAUUUAUUAACAAAAUUAAGAUCUAAUCUUUGUGAUUUGGAACUUCCCGAGGAAAUUAUACCAUAUAACCAUGAAAAUAAUGAGGAUGAAGCAGUUAAGAGUUAUUGUAAUGAAUUGUGA
Messenger RNA from Lottia gigantea (owl limpet), 357 nucleotides. RefSeq lists its product as hypothetical. The record is from RefSeq and is a predicted model, not a curated record. The coding region runs from base 1 to 357 and encodes 118 amino acids. NCBI's taxonomy places the organism in Eukaryota, Metazoa, Mollusca, Gastropoda, Lottiidae. The transcript has 2 exons.